UUUCGACCCGACGCAACCGCGUCACCGCCGCCAUUAUAGAUCCCGUUGUGAGUGACUGAGUUGUUCCCCUGCACUUUGCGACGCAAAUUUUCACUGGUAAAAGCGAAAUUGCAGGCGUCAAAAUCGUUAAAAAACAAUCACAUAAGUGAAUACAUCUCAAUUACUGAGAUGAAGACGUACAGCAGAAAGAAGGGUGAUAGUCCAAACAACGUUAUUAUUCACGUCAAUGAAUUAUGCCGACUGUGCUUGGCCAAGGAGGAAGAGAUGGUGCCGAUUUAUGAUGACGAGGCCGUGCCACUGCCACUCAGGAUUAUGGCUUGUGUUAAUCUGGAGGUUUAUGAAGAGGACGGCCUGCCAAACAUGAUCUGCCACCCAUGCAAGUACCAACUCGACAAAUCCUACCAGUUCAAGAAGAAAUGCGAGGCUGCUGACGCUAAACUACGAAAGCACAUGAAGUUGAUCCAUCGACUGACUGGCCAGACCGAGGAAGAAGAGGUCAGCCAGGACGAUGGAAACGAAUCUGGUGAUGAGCCAUCUGGCAGUGGUAAAUCUCGUAAAGUAAAACAACUGCUCGCUGAACUUGUUGCUGUCAAAGGGGAUGGCAGCCAAGCCGAUGGUGAUCCCAUCGAGGUCACUGAGGAGGAGCUCGUUGGAGGAUACAUUCUUGGAAUGAGUGCUGAGAACAUGGACAACGAAGAGACCAUUUCGGAGGGUCCGUCCAACAUAACUCUGAUCCCAGCUGAAGAAAAAACGGCGAAAGCUCGUUGCACAAUGCGUGCGGCUCGUAUAAAACAAGAGCAAGAAUCAGAGGACGAUGGAGACGAGCUCCAAAAAGCAAUAUCGACAGUGGAGAGAAAGAAUGUCUACAUGAUGGAGUUGACGAGCCACAUGUCAAAUCAGUCUGAUAACAUCCAACUGCAGCCAAUGGGUGACUCACUAGUCGAAGCCAGCGAAGAAAUGAAGGUCUUCAAGUGUGAUCAGUGCCCCAAAGCCUUCACCCGCAGAAUAAUGCUGAAGAGCCAUCAGUCUGUGCACUCAACCCAGCGAGGCUUCACUUGUCAGGCCUGUGAGAAAUGGUUCCCAACGAGAUCAGCUCUGAUAAGACACGAGCGCACUCACACCGGUGAAAAACCCUUUGGCUGCAACAUAUGCCAUCGUGCAUUCGCCCAGAAGGAGAUCCUCCUGCGUCAUCUAAUGACUCACUCGGGACAGAAGCCCUAUCCUUGCCAGGAUUGCGACAAGAGUUUCACCCAGAGAGAGGCUCUCCGGGUCCAUAUGAGACGCCAUCAGAAGCUCGAUCCCAACGACAUUCAACUUCAUCACUGCCAGCUGUGCCCGAAAGCCUUCUGUCAUGCCUCUGGACUCAGCAGACACUUGGUCACUCACACUGGAAGAACUUACAAGUGUGUCGAGUGUGAAAAAUCCUUCACUGAUAAGAGCUCUUUGCUGAGACACAGUCGCAUUCACGCACCCAAGAAAAUGCCGAAUUAAGAGAUGGGUUUUGUUUGAUUAAUUUUCAUUCGGGAAUGUCUACAAAAUUUUUGCCCUUUUCCAAAUUUUUUUGAAAAAGAGGACUUAUUCGAUAGGAAAAUUUGAUGAAAAAUAUUCGAUACGUAUAUUUUUACUCUGAAGCAGUGACAAUUUUUGUGACAUGAAAAGAGUAUCCAAUAUUUUUCAUCUAAUCAACUAUUUCGAAACACUGAUAGAAAGUUUUUUGAAAAGUGCAUAGUUUCGUCUGAAGAAACAUUGGACAAUUUUUUUCAAGAAAUUUUGCAAUUGUUCCUGGACCUGAAUUAACUAGUUUGCAUUUCCAUAUUUUGGGUUUCAAGCAAAAAAUUAUUGAAUAGAUUCAAAUAGAUCCAACUAGAAUUGAUUUGAGAAUCGCAUUCUUAUUUUGAAUAAAUUUUCGCCAUGAAUUUCAUCAUUCAGAAAAACAAGGAUUUUGUAAAGAUAAAAUUCGGUUAGGGUAAUCUCCCAGUUGUACUCAGAUAUUUCCCAAUGAUAUUCAAAUUAAUCACUGUGAAUUGCACCCGACGAAGCCCUUAUGUCAUGCCUUUACACUCAGCAGACAUUGGAUCACUCGGGCGGAAAGGGGUUUCAAACGUAUCAAGGGUGCAAAAGGCAUCAUUCAGUGAUAAAGAGUUCUUCGCCGAAGCAGUCGAAGUUCCCAGAAAUUGUAAAUUCAGCAGGAAAGCCUAUUUUUUUCUCCUUUUUAAGGGUGCCUGAGGGGAAUUUUCGUACAUUUUUUUAAUUAUUAAUUUUUAAGAUACGUUUCGCAUAAUUUUUAAUUCAACAGGGAAUAAAUAUUAUGCGAAGCAUCAAUCACAAUUCACCACUAUUAUUUUUUGUGACAUAGAAUAUUAUAGACCACUCGGGCAUAAAAUUCAGUCUUCAAACACGAAAUUUAUGCCCUUGUACUCUAAUGUAGUAAUUGUCAAUCUCAAUCAAUUUCUCGUGUUUAGAAAUAAAAUUGAAAACCCACUCAGAUACCCCCAAUGUACUAAUCACUACUCUAAAUAACGCAGAUCCUAUGAUACUAAAAGUAAACUUUUCAACGGAAAUUGGACUUUUAUUUCAAAAUAAUUAUUUGCGACUGAUGAAAACUAUUGAAUUGAAUUUAAAUUUUCACUUUCUCAUUCUUGAUGAUUAAUAUACCGUGAGGAUAAGUUUACUGUAUAUAUUCAAGUUUUAAAAAAAUUAUAGAUUUUUUAUGUAGCACAGUUCACUUAAGGGGCCGGAGAGGGGAAGCGGAAAUUGAGAA
Molecule: messenger RNA, 2761 nt
Organism: Diachasmimorpha longicaudata
Lineage: Eukaryota; Metazoa; Arthropoda; Insecta; Hymenoptera; Braconidae
Product: zinc finger protein 264-like
Exons: 2
Coding region: 169-1491 (440 amino acids)
Biological process (GO): regulation of transcription by RNA polymerase II
Cellular component (GO): nucleus
Molecular function (GO): DNA-binding transcription factor activity, RNA polymerase II-specific; zinc ion binding
Source: RefSeq, a predicted model, not a curated record